UGUAGGGCGUCCCAUGGUACGCGCUCCCAACACUGAUGCAACCAUUCCAGUGAGGAAAUAUUUCGAGCUCCAAGAACGGGGUUGUAGGCCGAGCUUAGCAGCCAUUAUCUUUGCUCUCAAGGCGUGCAAGCUCUCCAGGGAUUUGGUAACAGGGAAGAAGAUCCACGGCGAUGUGAUGCACAGCGGAGAUGUCUCCAACCUCGUUGUCGCCAACAGCCUCCUCGACAUGUACGUGAAAUGUGGCUGUAUAUCAGAAGCUCGCGAGCUCUUUGACAGGAUGGAAAAGAAGGACGUAAUUUCUUGGACUAGCAUCAUUCUCGGCCUCGCCAAGCAUGGCUAUGGCGAUCAAGCUUUGGAUUUUUACUCGAGGAUGGAGGAACACGGUUGCCCACCUGACCGUGUCACGGUUCUUGCUGCGCUCAAGGCUUGCUCUGCCAUAGCCGAGAACAAAGUUAGUGGAGAUCGAGCAGAGAAGGUCGAGAGUUUGAGAAAAGGAAAGGAAGUUCAUGCUCGGGCUGCUCGAAUCGGUGUGGAGUUGGACACUUUUGCUGCGAGCAGCCUGGUGGAUAUGUACGCAAAGUGUGGACGGAUGGUGGAUGCUGCAAGAAUUUUCGAGAGCCUCCAGGAACUUAGUGUUGUCUUGUGGACGGGGGUGAUACUCGGCUACGCUCAAAGUGGUGACGGCGAUUCGGCACUGGAGUUUUUCUCGCGGAUGAAGGCCGAGGGACACGAACCGGAUCGUGUCACGCUUCUUGCUGCUCUCAAGUCUUGCGCGAGCGCUGCCGAGAAGGAAUCUCUUGCUGGGAGCUACAAGUUCCUGGAGAAAGGGAGGGCUAUCUUCUGCGAGUUUCAGAAAGCCAGGAGCUUGGAUCUGUCCAAGGACAUCGUUCUGGCGACAACUUUGGUGGAUAUGUUGUCGAAAUGCGGCAGCAUGGUUGAUGCUCGUCGAGUUUUCGAAAAUGUCCAGCACCGGGACGUCGUUUUGUGGAACUCUAUCAUCUUGGGAUACGCACAGAGUGGACAAGCCGAGGUGGCCUUGACGCUUUAUUCGCGAAUGCGCGACGAAGGCUGCUUACCGGACUGCCUGACACUUCUUGGUGCUCUCAAGGCAUGCGUUUCCAUGGCUUCCAACGAACAAGGCAAGCGAGAGGCACUGCAAAGAGGCAAAGUUAUUCACUCGCACGCUGUGAGGUACCGAGACGAGAUGGAGAUGGUUUUCGAGACGAGCCUAGUGGACUUUUAUGGAAGAUGUGGAAGAUUAGCGGAUUCGGUACUGGUCUUUCAAAGCUCUCGCCAGCAUAGAAGGAUGGCUUGGACUGCUAUCAUCUCAUCUCAUGCACAGAAUGGAGACGAAGAAUCAGCUCUCGAGCUCUAUCAAUUCAUGCAAGACGAAGGUGGCGAACCGAGCACGGCUGUUUUGGUUGCUAUUCUUAAAUCUCUGUCCAGUCUCGCGAGCAAAGAAGAUGGCAAGCUCGUCGAAGGGAGGUACGCGAAGAUCAACACAGUGAAGAGAGGCAGGGAAAUCCAUGCUACAGCGGCUAAACAAGCGAAGGCUCUGGAAUUACCUGUCGCCACAAGCCUGGUCGACCUCUAUGCUAAAUGUGGAUUUACUGCGGAAGCUCGAAAGAUUUUCGAAAGCUUGAGAAGUGAUCUGCGAGACGACGUUGCUCUGUGGAACUGCAUGGUGCUGGGAUACACUGAAAGUGGUGAAGCCCAGAAGGCACUCGAGCUUUAUUCGCAAAUGAUCCAAGGCCGAGGCCCUUCACCGGAUCGUGUCACUCUCCUCGCAGCGCUCAAAGCCUGUGCUUGCUUUGCCGAGAAGGAGCAUUCUCACAGCUUACAGUAUCUCAAAGACAUCCACGCUCGAGCAGUGAGGUUUUUCGACGUGGAACUUGACACCAUGCUGGCAAAUACGCUGCUGGAUUCUUACGCGAAGAGCCAGAGCACGGUGGAUGCUCUUCACGUCUUCGAAAGGAUUCGGCAACCCGAUGUGGUCUCCUGGAACUGCAUCGUUUUGGGAUUCCUGGGAAACGGUGAAAGUGAGGCCGCGCUCGAGACUGUGGAACGCAUGAGAGAAGAACGAGGCAGCCGCGAGCUCAACUCGGUGACUUAUGUCGCAGCUCUCAAGGCGUGCGCUGCUCUGGGAGCGCUGGAAAGAGGUAGACGAUUCCAUGCCGAGAUUUGCAGUGCUGGAUUGGAGACGGACACAAUGGUGGCAAACUCGCUGGUGGAUUUUUACGGGAAGUGUGGAAGCAUGGCAGAAGCCGAGGAAGUUUUCCGGAAGAUCUCCACGAAGACCAUGGUGACAUGGAGUGCUCUCAUCUCGGGAUAUAGCUGCCAGGGAGACACUGAUCGGGUUUUCGAGCUUUUCGAGAAGAUGAAGCUCCAGGAGAAGGAUCUACAGCCGGACGGAGUGACUUAUCUCUCGGUUCUCACGGCUUGCAGCCACAAAGGUCUCGUGGAGAGAGGAAAGGAAGUCUUCGAAGAGAUGUGGAGGAAGCGCGGACUUCCGCGGGGGGCCGAGCACUACGCUUGCAUGGUGGAUCUCCUGGGACGAGCAAACCGGCUGGACGAAGCAGCCGAGCUCUUGAAAGAAAUGCCGGUGGAUGCGAGCGCCGAGAGCUGGAUGGCACUGUUAAGUGCUUGCUACAAGUGGAGGAACUUGGAAGUGGGGAAGCUUGCCUUUGAGUCAGUGCUGGAGCUGGAUCGAGGGAAUGCCUCCGCCUACGUGAUGAUGUCCAACAUCUAUUCUUCCUCCGAGUUAAACUCGGUUUGAAGAUCACGAGACGAGCUCCGGUACGUCUUUCUUCUUCUUCACUUCGUGUUCUAGACAACAUUAUGAUAUCUUCUUUGUACAGAUGAUCCAGGAGAACUUCAUCCCGCAGAUUUUGCCAGCGCUGGAUUCCAUCUUCGAGCCAUCCCUGAAGCAUAAGAAGGUGCCUCACAUAUAAAUCUCUGAUACAACUAUAACCAUGAGUUUUGUACAGGUCGUUUUUGCGAUUCGUCACUUCCAAGCUUAUAGUUCUAACUAACAACAAGAAAGAAGCUGACAAGAAAAUAAAACUUUGAAAGUUUCCAGGAGCUAGAUCACUGGAGCUGUACGGGAUGAUCUUCCACUCCAUUCGUACGAGAGAUCGCUCGGAAUUUCAGACAGUGACUGCCAGAAUAUGCCACAACGGCUCAUUUCCCAGCUGGUUAAA
Messenger RNA from Selaginella moellendorffii, 3200 nucleotides. Its product is annotated as pentatricopeptide repeat-containing protein At5g27110. NCBI's taxonomy places the organism in Eukaryota, Viridiplantae, Streptophyta, Lycopodiopsida, Selaginellales, Selaginellaceae. The transcript is spliced from 2 exons. Gene Ontology annotation, biological process: RNA modification. The coding region runs from base 14 to 2776 and encodes 920 amino acids. Gene Ontology annotation, molecular function: RNA binding; protein binding. The record is from RefSeq and is a predicted model, not a curated record.